AUGAAGACUACGCACUAUCUAAAAGCGGUAAAGGGAUAUUGGCAGAAUCAUUUAUUAUAUAACAUUACUAGUAGUGCUAAGAGACAAACUGCUUUUGUAAAGAAUUCAAGAAAGUACAAUUUUAUUUUUAUAUUACAUCAAAACAUUAAAGGUGGGAAAAAACAUUAAUAUAAAUAUUUUUUAAAGAAUGAUAGUAGUAAAUCUGAUUUUAUUGGUGAAAAAACAAGAAAGGAAAGUAUUCUAAAAUAUUUAAUAUUCCUCUUUGAAUGCUUAUUUGCUGAGCUAAAAAAUCAAACUAAGACAAUUAAGUUUAAAAUAUUUUAUUUAACUUUUUUGCUUGAAGCUUACUCUAGUCCAAUAAAGUGCUUAGUAGAAACAUUUGAAUGCUUAAAGUAUUAAGAUUAAUACUAUUGGCAAGAAAGAUGUUUACUUGAGAUAAUUAAAUAAAAAAUAGUUUAAAAAGCCCAUGAGAAAAUGUUUAACUUUUCAAAUUAGAAAUUAAAUACACUUAUAAGUAUAUAAUUUGAUGAAAUGUUGACUGAUAUAGAGGAGAAGAUGCUAGAGAUACUACCUGAAUAUAGAAACUAUUUGAAUUAUAUUUCUUAAAAUUCAAUCGAUAUUUAAUUUCUUGAAAAGAUAGGAAAGUAAUACAUCAAGAAAAGGAAUGAGAUUGAUAAAAAUAUUAAUAACUGCUAUCUAAUGAAUCCAGAAAAUAAAUAUUUAAGUCAGCUGACAUAUAUUUAUAUAGAUUUUUUAGAUUUCUAAGAAAGGAGAUAAAAAGACUUCAAAAGAUUAUCCUUUCACCAUAGAACAAGUUCAGCUCAUUAAUAGUAUAAUUUUACAGAAAAACAAUUAGUAAUUUUUAUUUCUCUGCUUAAACCUGUAGGGUAGAUAUUAAAAUUUUCUCAUAAUCUUCCAUUUGCCCUUGGGUAUACUCCUGAUUAAAUUUAAUCUAAAUCCUUGAAUAUAUUGCUUCCCUCAGGUGUGGCUAAAGUUCAUGACCAAAUACUAUAUAACUUCAUAAAUUAAGGGUCUUUAGAUAAAAUAGAAAAAAGAGUUUAUGGAUUCUUCUUUUUAAAUAACCAAAAUUUUUUAGUUCCUGCAGAAAUAUAGUUAAAGAUUGAUUAAAAUCUAAAAAUCAAUCAAUUAGGUGUAUCUGCAUUAUGUAUUUUAUAAAGCUAAAAUAUUGAGUAUAUCACAUAUCAUUAAUCUGGAAGGAUAUAAGAAACUACCGAGAGGCUUUACACUAAUUUAUUCUCUGAAAGGAUACAUCUUUCUUAAGACAAAGUAAGCAUGCUAGAUAUACAUAAAAUAAUUCCUCAAAUAGGAAUUAUGAGAUUAAUUAAUGACGUUUAAUUAAAUAAAAUAUUUAAAGGAUACAUAAUUAUCCCAAAGUAUUAAAUAGGAAAAAAAUUAGGUUUUUAUUAGGUAGACUCUCUUCAAAAUAUAAAAAGUUAACUCUACAACUUAAUAUAAUCUUAUGAGUAUAACAAUCAUUUAUUUUUAGAAGCGUUAAUUGAAAUUAAGAUGAAUAAAAUUGGCUCAAUAGAUUAAAGUAUUAAUUUUGUUAGUCUUUCUAAUUUGUAAUUGAUUCGAUCAAAACAAGAAAAAGAAAAUAUAAUAGAUGAAUUGCAAGAAUAAGCUCAACAAUUAAUGGCUGUAAAAACUCCAAAAACUUCAAGAAAAUCUCAAUUUUUUUCUUCAUCUUCUCUUUCUUCAAAAAUAAGCAAAGUAAGUACAAGGUAUUUCAGAAACAGCUUCGUUUAAGAUGAGAAGAGAUUGCAUGAUAUUUAAGAUCUCAAUUCUCAUUAAACAACUCUUUAUGAUAAUGAAGAUUAACAACAAUUUGAGGAAAUAGAAGAAGAUUUUGAUGAUGAAGAAGAAGAUAAAGAUAAAAAUGAAGAUAAUUAAUAAAGUAAUUAGGUUAUUGAAUAAUAAAUAUAAAAAUAAUAAAAAUAAAUUUUAAUUUCAAAUGAAUGGGAAUAAAGUUAAAUAAAAUCUUUUAGUCAUGAUCCUAAGUAAAAUGAAAAUGUAGUAUAAGGUAAUAUCAAUGAAAUGGAGAAAGUUAAGCCUUAUUUGAAUGAAAAUAAUUAAUCUAGAUUUGAAUCAAAUAAUCUGAGUUAUAACACAAAUAGAUAACUUUAAGAAGAAAAUGUGAACAAAUAAGAUUAAGAGUCUAAAUUAUUUGAAAUUUCAAUGGAAACAGAUAGAAACUUAUUUAGUAUUUUAUAAAAAUAAAGUAAAUAAGAUCUAUUAAUUAAUGGAAGUGUAUAGUAUAGCUCACCUUUAAAAGAUAAUUAAAAAACAAUGAGCUAAACAACUAAUUUGAUAACUGAUUAACUAGCUUCAUAAAUUUCUUAAUAAAGAUACAUUUAAUAAACUUCUGAUUUAAAUGACUAUUUGAAAGAUUCAGAAUAAAUUAGUUCAUUAUUAUAUGAUAAAAAAGUAAAGAAAAAACAAAAAUAAGCAAAGAGAAAUGUAUUUUCUAAACGUACAAGUGCAGUCGAAACAAAAAAAAGUUAAAGCAAAAAGUAAAAUAUUGCAUCAUCAGUUAAUUCUACUAGAACCCUGUAGCACUAAAGGAAACAAGAUAUAAUCUAUUUAAUUACAAAUGAAAAAAAAAAUUAGUUUUUUGAAGUAGUAAAAUAUACAGGAUUUGCUUCAUUAUUAAUUUUAGUUACUGUCACUUCAGUUCUUUUUUCUUUCAAUUUAUAGUUAUUUCAAGAAGAAUUAUCAUAAUUUAAUGAUAUACCUUAUGCUGUUUCUAUUAGAGCUGAUUACUCCUUAAUCAUAAAAAAUACAGAGCUAUAAGUAUUGUUGGAUUAAAAUACUUUUGGAUUCUAAUCAGAUUAGCAAUAAUAAGUGAUGGAUUUAUAUAACAGCACAAUUCAAGAUAAUAAAGAAAAACUUAAUCACUACUAGUAAAUGGUGAUAAAGUUUUAUCGAGAUACGAAAUCAAAUGGGUUCAAAGAUUACAUGUUGAAUGCAACUUAAGUUUUAAAAAAUUAUGCACAAAUGAAAGGGUAUAAAAACUAAACAUUCUCGCUUCCAUAUGCUUUCUUAUUUAUUUAAGAGAGUUUAUAUUAUUAUAUGAAUUAUGGGAUAGAAAACUUGGAAUCAUACAAUAAUGUUUAAUAAAAUUUUAUAGCUAUGUUUGCUUAGUAUACUAAUAUGCAAAAUGUAGUUGUUGAUUAGGCAAACAGCCUUUGUGAUACUAUAGUUAAUCUUCUUUAUGCAUCAUUAAUUACUAUACUGACUAUUUCUUUCUUUUUUAUUUUGAUAAUAUUUCCUAUUUACUCCUCUGUGUAACUAUAAAGAGAAAAUAUAUUAAAGUUAAAUUCUACUUUUGAUCCUAGUAAAUUUGAAUUGCUGAUUAAUCAGUUAAGUAAACUAAUUGAAAAGGGAAAUGUUAUUUCCUAAUAAAGAAAAAAUAAAAAAAAUACAAGUGCGUUAAAUUUCAGUCCUACCAAAAUUCCAAGCCAAGGAAGCAAAUCAAAAAAGAAAAUGAUUUCGUCUACAACAAAUUUAAAAAGAUAUAAUAUCUUACUUAUACUAGGAGGCAUUUUUAUUUUUAUACUGCUGGCAAUAUACCCUAUCGUUAAUUUAAUUGUCAUAAAAAAUUUUAUUAAUGAUGCAAAAUAUAAUAUUAAUGAAAUCUCAAUUUUGUAUAGUGUUAGAGCUCAAUUAACAAGUAAUUAUGCAGCAAACUAUAUGGCAAUGUCUGGCUCUUUACUUCCAGGAAAGUUGGAUGCUGUUAAAUAUGGCCGAGUUCAAGCAUUGGCUAGUUCUAAUUAAAGCAAAUUAUAGUAGAUAUUGUCAAUUUUUAAUGAUUUUAGUGGAACUAGAUAUGAUGAUGGCUAUUACAAAGGAUUCUUUUUAAAAAUUUUGAAGGGGAAUAUUUGUGAUGCUUUUUAAGAGUAUCCUUAGUUCGUUUCAGCAUAGUAUUAAAUUGAUGACUCAUAAUGUAGAAGUAUUUGUAAUGGUGUACUUUAACAAGGACUCUAUAUAGCUUUACAAUACGUUUUUAACAAUUUCUAAUUAGCUUUGCCGUUUUUUGAUAAAACAAGUGUAGAAUAAUUUAUUUAGAAUAUGAGAAUAUGGGUUUAGAACAUUGAUUUUUUUGAGUUUAAUUAACUUUAUCUAAUGAUGAUAAAUAUUAUAGAAAGUGAAAGAGUAUUUAUGGAAAUGGUCACUUCUGAUUAUUUUUCAUACAUUACUUAAGUUACAUAUGCUCUUUUUUUCUAUAGCUUAUUUUGCCUGCUUUUUAUAUUCUAUUUUUGCUGGGUAAGAUAUUUUAGAUUCCUCUCAGAAUAAAUGACAAGUGCCAAAAGAGUUCUUUCUGUAGUUCCAAUUGGAUAUCUGAUUGAAAAUCCUUAUGUGAUGAGCUAUCUAGAAAAAGAAAAUAAAAAGUGA
Messenger RNA from Tetrahymena thermophila SB210, 4413 nucleotides. Its product is annotated as transmembrane protein, putative. The transcript has 12 exons. The record is from RefSeq and is a predicted model, not a curated record. NCBI's taxonomy places the organism in Eukaryota, Ciliophora, Oligohymenophorea, Hymenostomatida, Tetrahymenidae.